This is a messenger RNA of Nematostella vectensis (starlet sea anemone), 2627 nucleotides long. Its product is annotated as WAT1-related protein At3g45870. Bases 1137 to 2189 code for a protein of 350 amino acids. The transcript is spliced from 2 exons. Gene Ontology annotation, molecular function: transmembrane transporter activity. NCBI's taxonomy places the organism in Eukaryota, Metazoa, Cnidaria, Anthozoa, Actiniaria, Edwardsiidae. The record is from RefSeq and is a predicted model, not a curated record. Gene Ontology annotation, cellular component: membrane.
AAGAUUUCAGUUGGGAAGGAGCUAAUGAUGCUAUUUUUCAUUUAGAUUAACAAUAAUGGUGGUCCACCAGGCCUGGAGGUGUUUUUUCUAACCCAUUUUUCAGGGGUGUAAAUACUAUUGUAUAGGGGUCUGGGGGCAAACUCUCCCUUAAAAAUUUUGCCCUUUCCAAAUAUAUAAAAUGCCCAUUAUUGUUAAAAUCUAAAUGGAAAAUAGCAUCAUUAGCUACUUCCAACUGAAAUCUUAUUUACAUAUAUUUUUAUAAAACCAGUCAAAAAAGUUAGUAGGGCGAAGGACUUCGACAUUCGCAAAUUCAGUUAUUGAAGUUAAUAAAACCAAAACUGCAAAAAAUAAAAAUAAGUGGCAGCCACACUUUAGGGGAUAAUGGUUUCCAAUGCCAGCGAAACGCAAGUUAUUAACAUUCGUUUAUUUAUUUUGUAGGGGGUCUGGGGAGAAAAAUUUUGAAAUUCCAGGCUCGAAAAUUGCAGUCUGUAGUAGCGAAGGAUUCCCUCGUUUUAGGGUCCUUCAGUCGGAUCUCUAUUAAGCGGUCACCCUCUAUUAUUCAACGGUCACUUACUGAAAUCCAAAAUGUUCUCUUUCCUAUUGUAAACUUUGACCCUUGAUUAGCGUCGCCUCUAUUAAGCGGGCGUGGUCGCCAUAUAGACAGUCCCGUUUGCCAACUUUCACUGUAUUAAACAAAAAACCGCGCUAUAAAAAGGUUAGUGCCAGGCGUUUGUCACCUUCAGUUGUCAUUCACCCUCCGAACUGACAACAGCUGCCAAUAGCGCUUUGAAUAACAACGUGAAUAGAGAGAAAGAUUUUUACUCCAUCCUGCUUGAAUUAUUUCAAAUUACAACAAUUUAUAGCAUAAACUCUACUAGGAAUCUUCAAAAGAGUUUCACCUACCGCAGAAUGACAAUAAACACCGGUAUAAUGUUGAAUAACAAUUACACGGCAGUUACGCGAUCUCAGUCUCGCAAUCUAACACUAAAGAGCUAAAAUGAUAUUUUAUAAACUACCCCUGCAGUUUUAAGUCCCGAGGGUGACGACUGCAUUAUUUGGGGAUACCCGGGCGGACGUCAGGUCACGCGCCAUCACGCAAUCCCCAACCAGAAGUAGGGCAAGCUGAAGUGUCCAAGAUGGCGUCUAAGUGUGUAGUAUGGUUGGCGCUUGUGGUUAUCCAGUUCGGAUUUGGGGCUUAUGGCGUGGUUGUAUCUAAAUUCGCCAAGGACCAGAAGGCAGACCCUCUAGUGUUCAGCCUGAUAAGGGAUGCCGGAGCAUUUCCAGUACUUCUUCUGGCCGCGGUCAUAUCUGAAAAGAGACUCCAGAUUCCGACUGUUAGGGAUUUGCCUUUGUUUCUUGUGCUGGGCUUGGCUGGCAUGUUCGGUAACCAGCUCCUAUACUUGCUCGGCGUGUAUUACACAAAUGCAAACAUCGCAUCCAUCUUCCAGCCCGCUAUCCCUGUGUGGACGGCACUGAUUGCUAUAAUUACUCGUAUAGAACCCUUCCCUCCGGUCACCAAACUCCACGGCUGGGCCAAGAUCCUCGGCAUUCUCCUCGCCGCUGUUGGCGCGUUCACUAUGAGCAUCAAGGGCGGACUCUCUAACAAUGGCGACAGCUCUGAGGCUCUCGGCUAUGUCUUCCUGCUGGGAAAUACUCUCUGCAUGUCCGUGUACGUACUCAUUCAGAAGAGAUUCAUAUUCAAUGUCGAGGACUCGACUUGGAGAUCCAAGCCUGUCACUGUCACGGCUUGGAGCUACAUGUUUGGAGCCAUGUUCAUGGCGCUAGCAUCCCUUUAUUACGUCAAUAAACCGGAGAAAUUCCACCAUAUCCCUAGAGAGGAGGUCUACCCGAUCGUCUACGCCAUUUUCAUAGCGUCCGCGCUGUGUUACUUGUUGAUCACCUGGUGUAACAUGCAGAUUUCUUCGUCGCUUGUCACUGCCACGUGGCCGCUACAAGUUCUUUUCUGCGCCGUAUUGUCUUACCUUGUCUUGGAUGAGGUUAUGAACUCCCUCCAGUACGCUGGGGGUGUACUGAUAAUCCUAGGGCUGCUAGGAGUCGUGUGGUCGAAUUACUCGGAGGAGAAGGAACGCGAUGAAAAUUUAGAUGACUCGUAUGGAUAUGUGAGGGUUUCGCAGGAAGAUGGAUUUAUUCCAGAGUCCGUGGCGCGCAAGCAUUUGAACUGUGAUUGAUUGAUUGAAUUCCCGGCCUAGUGUUCCACCGUCACCGCGUCACCUCUCCGUCAUCAUAAUCAUAGUCAUUAUCACCAUCAUCGUCAUAGUCAUCGUCAUCUUCGUCAUAGUUAUCAUCAUCGUCAUAGUCAUGGGCAUCAUCGUCGCAUAGUCAUCAUCGUCAUAGUCAUCACCACAAUCAUCGUCAUAGUCAUCAUCACCAUCAUCGUCAUAGUCAUCAUCACCAUCAUCGUCAUAGUCAUCAUCACCAUCAUCGUUAUAGUCAUCAUCACCAUCGCCAUAGUCAUCAUCGUCGUCGUUGGUGGUGUUAUCACCACCAACCCCUCUUUUACCGCCACUAUUAUCAUCAUUAGUGAGACAAUCUUCCUUUUUCCCUCAGAUGUUUCAAAACUUUUAAAAGUUAUGUACUUUUUGUUUGAAAAAGCCUUUUUCCUAAAA